Aspergillus viridinutans is the source of this 696-nucleotide messenger RNA. RefSeq names its product H(+)-transporting V1 sector ATPase subunit E. Gene Ontology annotation, biological process: proton transmembrane transport. Gene Ontology annotation, molecular function: proton-transporting ATPase activity, rotational mechanism. Lineage: Eukaryota; Fungi; Ascomycota; Eurotiomycetes; Eurotiales; Aspergillaceae. The transcript is spliced from 3 exons. Bases 1 to 696 code for a protein of 231 amino acids. The record is from RefSeq and is a predicted model, not a curated record. Gene Ontology annotation, cellular component: proton-transporting two-sector ATPase complex, catalytic domain.
AUGUCGCAAAGCCAUGCUCUCUCUGAUGAUCAGGUUGCGGGCGAGCUCCGCAAGAUGACGGCCUUCAUCCGGCAAGAAGCGCUGGAGAAGGCCCGUGAAAUCCAACUCAAGGCCGACGAAGAAUUCGCAAUCGAAAAGUCCAAGCUUGUCCGCCAGGAGACCGCCGCCAUCGACUCGCUCUACGAGAAGAAGUUCAAGCAGGCUGCCAUGUCCCAACAGAUCACCCGCUCCACUCUCGCCAACCGCACCCGUCUCCGUGUCCUUUCCGCUCGCCAGGAGCUUCUCAACGACCUGUUUCAGCAAGCCCGCGACAAGAUCUCCAACGUUGCGUCCAAGGAUGCCAAGAAAUACCAGAACGUGCUCAAGGGGCUGAUUCUCGAGGGCCUGUAUGCUUUGAAUGAGGACAAGGUAUCCAUUCGGGCGAGGAAGAAGGAUUUCGACGCGGUCAAGAAGGCAAUUGAAGAGGCAUUGAAGGAGUUCAAGAAUAAUGUUGGCAAGGAAACGACGGCGGAGUUGGACGAGGCCGAUCCGUUGCCGGAAGGAUCCGCUGGCGGUGUAUUCAUUGUUGGCGGCCAGGGCAAGAUUGAGAUCAACAACACCUUCGAGGAGCGCCUGCGUUUGCUUGAGAUUGACGCUCUGCCUGCCGUCAGAGAGACACUAUUUGGAAAGAACGCAAACCGGAAGUUUUAUGAUUAG